This is a messenger RNA of Triplophysa rosa, 6879 nucleotides long. RefSeq names its product abhydrolase domain containing 8a (gene abhd8a). The transcript has 5 exons. The coding region runs from base 392 to 1783 and encodes 463 amino acids. Gene Ontology annotation, molecular function: catalytic activity. The record is from RefSeq and is a predicted model, not a curated record. Lineage: Eukaryota; Metazoa; Chordata; Actinopteri; Cypriniformes; Nemacheilidae.
CUCGCAGUUCGUUCCGAGUCGUGUCAGUCAAGCAGAAAACGAACCGAGACAUGGUUACCGACAACAGGAGAAAACAAGGGCACUGGUGUGGAGAAGCGUCCAGCCGUGAGGAUGCUGAGAUGCAGACAGCUGGAUGUCACUGGCAGGAUGCGUCCUAUUGUACGUCCCAUGCGUAAGCGCGCGUUUGAUUCGAUGCCAUAAAUCUGGCAUGAAGAACGUCUCAAACUGCUUUGCAGAACCCGACUACAUGACAUUAGUGUGCUAAACGCAACAGAUAGGUAGAUAUCAAAACUGGCGUUUUGAAAUAAACAAAACCAUUGCGCAUCUUAUACAUUUAGUGCGUAUCCAAAUCCUAUUCGUCUCAGAGCAUCGUUCCAGGUGAACCAGCAACAUGUUGACCAGCAUCACUGAGAGCAUCUUCUGCUGUCUGAUGGGAAAGUCCAGCGCUGUGUUGCCGGUUGAGACAUCAGACGGAAAGCCGGCCGACGGAUUCGAGUUCGUGGAGGUGAAGCCGGGUCGGGUGCUGCGUGUGCGUCACAUCCUCCCAGAACGCCCCGCUACGACAGAAGAGCGCCCAGAACGAGACGGCACCGUCCACUGCAAACGCAAGAUCACGGUGUACCGCAACGGACAGCUGGUGAUCGAGAACCUGGGUGACGUUCUCCACUCCGAGAUCCUGCAGUGUCAGAACGGAGAUGUGGAACAGUCUAGCACUGUCGAGGUGGAGCUGUCCGACUACACCACUGCGCCGUCAUCUCCGGAUCCCAAACCCACUUCGCCUCUUCCCACUUCUGACCAUCAGAAGCCCGCCCCACCACCCAGACGCAGACGCAGGAGACCCAAGCGUACGGUACUGAUCGAUACGGAGCGUCGCAUCAGUAGCUGUAAGGGGACGCACACGGACGUGGCGCUGUUCUUCAUUCACGGCGUUGGCGGAUCGCUGGACAUCUGGGGCAGUCAGCUGGACUUCUUCUCACGGCUGGGUUACGAGGUCAUCGCUCCUGAUCUGGCGGGUCACGGUGCCAGUACCGCCCCACAGAUAGGAGCGGCUUACACCUUCUACGCCCUGGCAGAGGACCUGCGUGCCAUAUUCAAGAGAUAUGCAAGAAAACGAAACAUUCUCAUCGGUCACUCAUACGGGGUGUCGUUCUGUACGUUCCUGGCACACGAGUAUCCAGAGCAGGUGCAUAAGGUGGUGAUGAUCAAUGGAGGAGGACCGACAGCACUGGAGCCCAGUCUCUGUUCCAUCUUCCAGCUGCCACCAUGUGUUCUGCACUGUCUGUCUCCAUGCCUGGCCUGGAGUUUCCUCAAAGCUGGUUUUGCGAGGCAGGGUGCUAAAGAGAAACAGCUUCUCAAAGAGGGAAACGCAUUUAACGUGUCUCCGUUUGUGUUGCGAGCGAUGAUGAGCGGUCAGUACUGGCCGGAGGGGGAUGAAGUUUAUCACGCCGAGCUGACCGUACCCAUACUGCUGGUGCACGGCCUGUUCGACAAGUUUGUGCCGAUCGAGGAGGAUCAGAGAAUGGCUGAGAUCCUCUUGUUUGCGUUUCUGAAAGUGAUCGAGGAAGGCAGUCACAUGGUGAUGAUGGAAUGCCCCGAGACGGUCAACACCCUCCUGCACGAGUUUUUCCUCUGGGAGCCCGACACUUCCAAAAAGGACACGGUUGCCAUGGUUACAGCCGGCCAGACUGCGAAUGACACUGCUGCCAUGCCUGUCCAGACGCUCAGUGUCGCCAACGGCAACAGCACUGGGACUCCCAAGGUCAACAAACCCCUUAACAAGUAACCAACAGAUGAUUGACAUUUCGGGGUAAACCAAUCAGAAGGCAGGUGCUGCGAACGGCGUGACCGUCACAUUGGCUGAGAGCUGAUUUUUGGUCAGAAGGUCCAAGCAGGUGCUAUGAAGACAGAUUGAAAGGUUGGGACUCUUUCUGCGAGAGCUUGCGAAGUACGAUAAUGGUGAUUUAUGACAUCAUGAUGAUACCUUUGUAUCUCUCUGCUACCUUUGGACAAUAUCUUUCCGUCUUGUGCUGUUUAAACAAAAGGACUGAGUGUCCAUCUAGAGGACGAAACCCAGCGUUGGAGUCCAGGUUUUAUUGAAUUACGAGACGGCAGUCGCUGAGGUUGUUUUUGAGAAACCGGUUUGUGUUGGACGAGUUUAAAGUCAACAUGAAACAGCAUUUCCAGCCCCUUUUACUUAUAAUGGAUUGGAAAUCAAUGGGGUUGUAUUGAUUGGAUUUUAGUCAGGUGGUUGGAGGAGAGGAGGUGAAAAGUAGAGACGUGGUGACAUUAGCUAUAUAAUCAUUGUUAACAAUAAGACCUGGAACGUGUGUUCAGUAAAUCGGCUGGAUUUCAUAUUGACUUCAAAAGUCGUGUGCACAGAACCUGUGUUCACAUCACGUGGAGCUAAAUAACUUAAAACACGUUUUCAAUGUCUUCCCUCACAAAACAAAUCCAUCGCUUACAGGUUUAAGACCCUCUCCUAAAAACAGACAUACAGUAUAAAAUAUUGAACUGUGAGCCAUACGAGGUGGAACGAAGAUAACGUACAUGCUACACAUUAGGGUGUGUACUUGAAACAAAUUGAACAACAAAACAACGGAUGUUGCUUCACAAACGUGGGACGAGCAAAACAUCAACUGGAAAUCGACCAUCGCAUUGGGAUAUUUCAUGCACCGUUUCGUCUCCUAGCAACCUUGAAGUCAGGCAUUAAAAGAGAUGCGGUGAGAGAGAGCUAUAAUGAUGCUGAUGGCCACCGUGUGAUUUGGUGCUGAGGAAAAGCAGGAUAUAAGCCACAAUAUCACAGAAGUAUACUGUCACAAUGUCUUAGGAAGUGCGGAAUUUAUUCAGAUGAUAUUACGAAUAUCUAACCAUCAGGUUUAUCCAACACAUUGUGAGGACGCAAUGAUGUUCUUCUGUACCAUUAAACUUAAUUAGGGCAGCCUGUCUGUCUAUGCAAGAAUCAACUGUGGAAGCCUUGCAGCUGUUGCCAUGACAACAAAGAGUCACAAGCAAAAUGGAUUAAGAAUUACAAAAUUACAUUUCAAACAUCGUAUAAGAGCUCAUAGCUGAACGAAAAUGGUGUGAUAGUUAUGCAGAUGUUAAGAUGAAAAUCAUUAUAAAAUAUUCAGGAUAACUGAUAUAAGAAUUGGCUAUACCAAAGUGACAAGUCAAGCGUAAUUGGAUUCCAACAUGUGCAACAAAAUUGCAUUUCCCAGCAUUCUUUGGGGCAGCACAAAAAAGACAACAUAAAUAUCGCUGAUGUCCUUUUGAAACCUUGUGUCGCAUAUUUUGUGAUUUUUUUGCCAUAAAUCAUUAUUAUUAGUCACCCUUUAUGUUUUUCACUGGGUUUUGCAAAUGUCUAACCAAUAAACAUAGUAUGCAUUCAUUAAAAUAGUUUUUUCCAUUUCCUGAAAAACAGCAAAUUUGGACAUACAAGGUUUCAGAAGGACAGCGACGAUAUAUAUCACUUAAAAGGCAUUAAAGACAAACCUAAAGCAGAUAUAUAUUUUUAUCAAUUUUUUGUGCUGUCGUACAUCACAAGAUUUCAAUCCUGUGAGCACGGACAUCCUAAGGAAGAUUAAUACACAUUCUCAUUAAUGCAAAAUUUUUAAUACUUAAAAAUAUAAACAUUCUGUGCAUAACUUUUCUCAAAAACAAUACCUGAAAUUAUUGUGUUGAGAAGUGUGCCAUCACUUUUUUUAGCAGCUGUUUGCCUCGAAGAUGAUCAAACUAGAAGAAAACCAAAACAGAGACUUUAGGGUGGAUUCUUUUCACUUAUGCCAAUAAGAAAGCGCCCUUAGAUGUCCUAGCAACCGCAUAGCAACCAUAAAGCAAUGUCCUGGCAACCACCCACAUCACCCCGAGCAUCAAGGCUGCGGGUUUCGGGCCGACGACGCCACAAAGAUUUUCUUCAAAAGAGUCUAGUCCGGCAUAUUGUAAUAUUUUUGAGCAUUACCAGAGUUUACGAUGGAAUUUUGUAGUUGUGCAAUACUUCUGAACACACGGGGGAAAAUAUGACACUUUAAAUCCCGUCUUUCCAAUUCACAGAUGGUAGUAAUAAAACAAACAACGUUCAUGCAACAGGGUAAUGUCAACGUUACUUUUGCUACGUACAGUAGUUUUGGCUUUUCUCUGAGCGCCUGUGAAUACGGUGUUUGGAGUGAUGCGAAAACAUUGGGAAAAAAACGACAAACAAUACAGGCCGAUACUGUUAAAAACUGCCAAAGGUCUCAUUCAUGGGUUGAGAGUGAGAGAAGAAAUAUUUCACAGAGCACUGCAGGAGAUAUAAUAAACACAUGUUGUGCUGAUGAAGAUUUUCCUCUUCUUCUGGUCGUGAACAUUGUGGUGUCAAUUAUGUGUGUUUGCAUAUAUCUAUGAGAAAGUAUUUACCGUGCACUGCCUGAAACUAUGUGCAUUUAAAAUAUCAUGAAACUAUAUCAAAAAAUAAUGAUGAAAAUAAAAAUAAAACACACAUAUGUAUUUUGUCCGUGCAUUUUAUGAUGCGUGUAUGUGCAAGUAUAAAAAAUAUGAUGUAUAAACGUUUAAUAAUGAAUCUGAACAGUUGUUUUAAUCCUGUGUGAUUUUCUAUAUUUUGAAGUUUGGCUAUAUACAAACAUAUAUUAGAUUCGACAGAAGGCAAGACUGUGGUCUGUUCCACAUUUUAAGUUUAGUAUAUGUGGUCAUUAUGAAGUGUUUCUUUAAAAGAACCUGCCAAAUUCUCCAACAGAAAAACGUUUUAAACACAGCUUGAGUCAUGGGUUAGAAAAUAAUGACAUAUUUCAUUCAUGUCUUGAACUAUUGCUUUAUAAGGUAUACUUAUCAUCCAUACUUAUCAAAGUCAUUUUGGAUCAAAUUGUCCAAAAUGCAUGAAUGCAAACGUAGCCUACAGGCACAGCUGUGAUCUCAACACACGACCACUAGAGGGAGCAAAUAAUACUAAAAGACCGCUAUAUAUUGAAUUUACAAAACAGUAUUCUUGUGAAUCUGUAAUCGUUAAACAAACCAAAUAUUAUUCGCUUCUCCUCUGAGUGACUGAAAUUCAGGUUCACGAGCUGGCAUGCAAUCUUCUUUUUUGGCCUGGAUAAGUGUUGAGUAACACACAAACAUUUCUGAGGUGUGAUCAAAUUGCUCUGAAUCCAAUAAAAUAGCCAAGUAUUUAUACCGCACUACCUUACGGCCUCAAUCACCGCGGCAACCAGUUCAGAACCCUUUCAUAACAUCACGUGACACAUGACCGUCCCACCCUUCAUGUAUAUUUUCACCAAACUAGUCGAAACUUCUGUGUAGUCUGCCUGUCUGAAGGACGAAUUAUGUGCAGAACAUAUGGAAAAAAAACAAGAAUUCAUUUUCGUACGAUAUUUCAAAAGCGAUGUGGUUAUUUAGUGGUUUAAAUGACAUGGAAUGAGAUUUGGAACGAAGCUCUGCUCUCUUAAAAUAAUUCGCAAAUGUAAAUACAUGUUUUUUUCAGAAGUAAAACGCAGUUAAGGAGGAUUCAUUUUCUCCGAGCGCUUGUGGUUUGAAUCACCGUAAUUGGUUGCAUGAUUUGACAAGACAUGUUUACAACAUCUGGAUAUUUUGAAUAUACUCAAACGCCUAAUUACAACUCUGGGGUUAGGAAUUCAUGCAAACCUCCAGAACGGAGGGAGAGAGGACAGCGAACUAAACAUAUGCAUAUGUGCGUGAUGUUUGACAUUAAAAUACUUGGAACAAUCAGGUUAAUUGAAGACUCGAGAGUUGCUAUGGAAAGAUGUUUUGUGUUUUUUAAACACAUCUGAGGUGUGUGCUGGGCGGAUGUAUUGUUGUUGAAUGACAUGCACAUGAAGUUGUAGUCAUAUUUACCGGUGCGCUACCUCCAGAAGUUUCUGACAUCAGGGGCCCGGUUACAGUCUUGUGUUCACUGCGUUCAAACUGCCCUAACAAAAAAAGACGUUUAUUCAAGUGUGCUGUUAGUAUACUUCUUUUAAAAUAAAGCUUUAUGUGAGUCUAUAAAUUCUACGCAUUUUUUCAGAAAUAUACUUAAAAUCGCACUGAAUUAUGCACGAUUUACACUGACAGAAAAGUACUUCUAAAUUUGUACUUGUACUUGUGUAGUAUUCUAAGUACACUGUUCUUAUAGUUGUGUAGUCUAUAAAAUACUUUUUUGUUCACAUAAUUUUACAUACUGUCUUGUAAACAUGUUCAAGUUUGUAUAUAACAAGUGAGCUUUGGGGUAAAAUAGUAACAAAACAUGUAUGAAACUGUAUCUGAUCUUCUUUCUACACAGUGAUCGCAGUUAAUUACUUCAAAUCUUCUUCAAGUAGCCUACACUUAAAGAUGUCAAGUACCCAGCUAACACAGUACGUUCUGACAACGUCGCCAGUUCGUCUUCAUUUGGUCACCUUGACCUUACUUUGUGACCACGUUUUGAGGACGUCUUGGCAACGUUCCAUUUUUUUUUAUUUUUGCUUAAGUUCCAGAAACGUCCUAGCCACGUCCUCAAAUAACGUCGUGAAUUAAUCCCAUAGAGAACCUUGUAGCAACGUGAUGUACUGGUCUUCAGAAAACCUGGACACUGGUCAUUUUUGCUUACGUUCCAGAAACGUCUGAGCCACGUCCUCAAAUAACGUCGUGAAUUGAUCCCGUUGAGAACGUUGUAGUGACGGGAUGUACUCGUCUUUAGAUGACCUCGACACUGGUCAUUUGAUUAAUGAAUCUGGUCAUUUCUGUGUAUUAUGUUAUUGUAUGGAAAAUGUAUGAUCAGUGUAAAAUCUGUUAUAAUGUCAAGACGAAUGCUAUUCAUCUGACUUCUGACAGCUAUUAAACUGGAGUUUAAUUCGAUACCACAAUUACAACUAUUUAUUUUGUGCGCUCGCCUCUGACAUGCUAAAGUAACAUCAGGCA